UUUCUAUCACGUCUUUAGCUUCUCUCGUACGAAUGCUCCGUCUAUCUUAUAAGUCCAUGAGGCCGACCUGAUUCCGUUCUCAGUCGCGUUGCGUUCGCUAUGGCGGUAGUUUAAGUUUUAUUAUCGUCGUUCUUCCAAAACUUUCUCAAUCAAUUUCACAUUCUGCUGCAGUGCCAGUGACUGUGAAAGAAUUUAGCCCACGCACAUUAAAUUAACCCCAAUUUUAAUUUCAUCUUUCUUCCUCGCAUAUCUCACUGGUAGAAACGCAAGAAGUCGUAAGGUCAAGCGCAGUUCCUAGUUUGUAGUGAAAGUGUUCACGUUCCUCGACCUAAUUAGAGUAUCUCUCAGAUUUCCUCCAUGUCCCUUCUUCCAUUGUUAUUUCUCUAACUUGAUGUCUUGUAUCUAAUAACACCUAAUACAUUCCAAAGUUCAACGCUCGACUAUACCUGGUGUUCAAAACGUAACGAUGAACGGCGAUAAAAAAUGUGAUGUAAUACGAGUUGGAUCUCGGAAAAGCGAGUUGGCCUUGAUACAAACUAAACACGUAAUACAAUGUUUGAUAAAAAUUAAUCCAAAAAAAGAAUUUGAAAUAGUAACGAUGAAUACUAAAGGAGAUCAGAUUCUAGAUAAGUCUUUACCAAAGAUCGGGGAAAAAUCCUUGUUUACCGAAGAGUUGGAACUAGCUUUAGAAAAUGGUAGCGUUGAUUUCGUCGUGCAUUCAUUGAAAGAUUUGCCAACAACACUGCCGGCAGGAAUGGCUCUAGGUGCAAUAUUAAAACGCGAGGAUCCCCGCGAUGCAGUGGUCAUAUCGAAGAAAUUUAAAGAUAAAACGUUAACCACAUUACCGAAGGAUAGUGUAAUAGGUACUAGCUCUUUACGUAGAUCCGCUCAAUUAUCACGGAACAUGCCGCACUUAAAGAUAGAGAACAUUCGCGGUAACUUGAACACUAGAUUAAAAAAACUAGACGAUGAAAAUGGCCCCUACGCCGCGAUCAUAUUAGCUGCUGCUGGUUUAAAACGGAUGGGCUGGGAAGACAGGAUAAGUCAACUUUUAGAACCCGAAGAAGCUCUUUAUGCUAUCGGUCAAGGUGCAUUGGGUGUUGAAUGUCGAGAGUCUGAUUGGAAAAUACGUUCAAUUUUGGAACCAUUGUUUGAUUUGGAAACCACAUUGACAUGUGUGUGUGAGCGUUCAUUUCUAAAAACUCUUGGUGGUGGAUGUUCCGCACCAGUCGCGGUAUCUUCAUCUUUGAAGAAGAACGAAUUAACGAUUACUGGUGCUGUAUGGUCUUUAGAUGGUCAAACUCUGAUUACAGAUACUUCUAAAAGCAAACUAUAUUUACCCAACGAUGAUGGUGAGCCUCCUCGGAAAUGCCCAUAUCAGGAACCCCGCCUUUAUUGCAGCGUUAUUUCUAGUUAUAAAAUAAGUAGUAUAAGUCUUCUUGGUGCAGAACUUCUUGGUAAAGAUUUGGCUAAGAGUCUUAUAAAGAAAAAUGCUCUCGAUGUAAUGUCACAAGCUAGAAAUGAAAUUUUAGAUUCAAAAUAAUUGUGUCAAAUAUGAUUUGUAUUUGAUUUCUAGUUGAAAACACAUAGAGGAUGUAUAUUAAUGUAAAAUGACAAUUGUUAAUAAUUUCCCAAUCUUUCAAUGUCUUACAACUAUGAAUAUCCAUUAUACAUUUCUAUUGAUACAUGCUCAAGAUAGAAAACAAUUGAAGUACAAAUCAUAUUAUUUUUUGUACUGUUGCUAUUCUCUCUCUGCUUUUGCAUAUGUCGUACACAUUUUAUUUAUUCUGUUUGAUGAUUCAGGAAAAGUACAAAGUAAUUGUAAUUAUAACAGUGAAAAACAUUGGAAAUAAUAUAAAAUAUAUAGUACAAAUUACUGAAAUUCUCAUAUUGAUAUCUUUACGUUCUGAACAAAUUGUGCUCACGAGUGAUGUGAAGAUUAUUAUUGUUAUAUAUGUUCAAAUGUAUGGUUAUUUAAAUCGAUCAGGUCAGCCGUUAUUGAGAUCUGAUAAUCUCAAUCUGCCGCAACUCGCCGGUUCGCGUAAAGUAUCCACGGCAGUGUCACUGCGCUUUGGCUUAGCGCCGAGACACUACCGUGUCUCCAGAUAAUCCCUAAUUAUUGUUCACAAAACAAAUUGUUAUAUAGAAAUUUUAUUAUUGAAAAUAAGUUGUAAAACACUGCCAUGUAUAGGUCAACAACAAUUAAUAUCAUGUAUAUAAUUCCGUUUAUAUUAAAUAGAUUACAAUAAUCAAGUUUUGUACAUGCACAAUUUAUGAACUCAUGAGUAUAUGUGUACAUAAUUUGAUUCUGUUGACUUUUGGGUCUUAUUUUAAUAAAUUAAAUCGAUUUUUUGUUUUACAUUUUGAGGCAUUAUUAACACUAUAAAAUUACAAGGUAUCAAGCAAAAGCAU
Molecule: messenger RNA, 2412 nt
Organism: Mycetomoellerius zeteki
Lineage: Eukaryota; Metazoa; Arthropoda; Insecta; Hymenoptera; Formicidae
Product: porphobilinogen deaminase-like protein l(3)02640
Exons: 6
Coding region: 467-1543 (358 amino acids)
Biological process (GO): heme biosynthetic process
Cellular component (GO): cytoplasm
Molecular function (GO): hydroxymethylbilane synthase activity
Source: RefSeq, a predicted model, not a curated record